GUGAACGCAUCACGUGAUCUGCCGCGUGGGCUCCGAGCAUCACGGAUGAAAACCGAAGUGAAGAAAUAAACGGUAAAAGUUGACGCAGUGACUUUAGCCGUCGGUCAAGACAAGGAGAGCUACGACGUCCUUCUUUCAGAAAAUGUCAGCCUUGACAAGCGGGGCGCUGCUUUAAACCAGAAGCAAAGUCUUCUGAUCCACGGCUCUCCAGAGACCCCCAGGCCUCUUCACAGAAAUGGGACCUCUCCCCUUUCACGUUUCCCCAAUCCCUUUCCUUCUCUUGGUCCUCCUACUGUCCGACCCUUGCACCUCCGCCAGGCCCACCGUUGUUGAGCGGGCGUCCGCCUCUCAGCUGACCGAGCCCUCUGGUAACGUCUCAGGGAGCGGCAAGCGGGCUUGUGCAGGCCAUGUUGUGUGUAAACCGGGCAUACUUCUGCCUGUGUGGUUGCCCCUCAACCCUCCACAGGGCGAGCGAGCAGGAAGGGCUGUCAUCUACUUCCUGUGUCUCAUGUACAUAUUCCUGGGAGUGUCCAUCAUUGCAGACCGUUUUAUGGCAUCCAUCGAAGUCAUUACCUCUCAGGUUAAAGAGGUGACCAUCACCAAACCCAGCGGAGAGACAACAGUAACUACGGUGCGAAUCUGGAAUGAAACUGUUUCCAACCUCACACUCAUGGCACUGGGCUCUUCUGCGCCCGAAAUCCUGCUUUCUGUCAUUGAGGUAUGCGGGCAUAACUUCCAUGCAGGGGAGCUAGGUCCGGGCACUAUUGUGGGCAGUGCUGCCUUCAAUAUGUUUGUCAUUAUCGGUAUUUGUGUGUGGGUGAUCCCCAAUGGAGAGUCUCGCAAGAUCAAACACCUGCGAGUAUUCUUUAUUACAUCGUUCUGGAGUAUCUUUGCCUAUAUUUGGCUGUACCUGAUACUCGCUGUGAUAUCGCCUGGAGUUGUAGAGGUGUGGGAAGCUGUGGUAACGCUGCUUUACUUUCCUGUGUGCGUUCUACUGGCUUGGAUUGCUGACCGUCGCCUGCUCUUCUACAAGUACAUGCAUAAACGUUACCGCGCUGACAAAAGACACGGCAUUGUCGUGGAAAUGGAAGGAGAUCCUGAACCCAAAGGCAAUGAUGUUAUCAUGGAUGGAAAGAACUCGGAUGACAUUUUGUGCCCUGCAAACCCCUCGAGUGUGACAGUGUCUGUACAAACAGGAAGUGAGAUUGAGCAGAACCAAGACGAGGUGGUCCGUAUCCUGAAAGACCUGAAGGAGAAACACCCAGACAAAAACCUUGACCAGCUUAUUGAAAUGGCCAACUACUCUGCGUUAGUUCAUCAGAAGAAAAGUCGAGCUUUUUACCGCAUCCAGGCCACUCGCUUGUUAAUUGGUGCUGGAAACGUACUGAGGAAACACGCUGCUGAACACUCACGCCGCACAGGGACCGCAAGUCAGGAAGAUGACAAACUCACAUGCUCUCAUGUUUGCUUUGAAAGUGGUCAGUAUCAGUGCACAGAGAACUGUGGGACUUUGAGCCUCUGGGUGGUUCUUGAUGGGGGCACUGGCCAGAACACUUUCUAUGUGGACUACUGCACGGAAAACGGUUCUGCCAAUGCUGGAGCGGACUAUGAAUUCAGUGAAGGAACCCUAAUAUUUAAGCCUGGGGAUACACGGAAAGAGAUAAUGGUAAAAAUUCUGGAUGACGACAUCUUUGAAGAGGACGAGCAUUUCUUUGUGCGUCUUCAAAAUCUGAGGUUAGAGGAGGGCGGAGAUGAAGGGACAGAACGUUCCCCCAAGGGAAGGCUGGUUGAGCCGCUGGUUGCCACUGUCACCAUCUUGGAUGAUGACCAUGCUGGCAUCUUCACCUUUAGUCAGGGGGUUCUGCGAGUGAGUGAGAGCACAGGAACCUUGACGUUGACGGUGGUCAGGAAUUCAGGCUCUAGGGGUACCGUUUCUGUACCGUAUCACACAGAGGAUGGCAGUGCCAAAGCUGGAGUGGACUACGAAGAUGCCAGGGGGGAGCUGGAAUUUACCAAUGAACAGACAAGUCAGACCUUAAAAGUUCACAUUGUAAACGUGGAGGAGUAUGAAAAGCAAGAAAGAUUCUUCAUUGUGCUUGAGGAGCCAAAAUGGCUAAAGCGAGGACUUUCUGCAUUACUUCUUAAUCAGGGCUUUCCCACCCCUGAGGAGGAAGAGGCCAGGAGAAUCUCUGAAAUGGGAAAGCCCAUUCUAGGAGAGCACAGCAGGAUUGAGAUCAUUAUAGAAGAGUCCUGUGAGUUUAAGAUCACUGUGGAUAAACUCAUAAAGGACACAAAUCUGGCUGUUGUGAUUGGCUCCCAUUCAUGGAGGGAGCAGUUCAUUGAAGCAGUGACCGUCAGUGCAGGCGAUACAGACGACGAGGGACAAGAUCAGCCAGCGCCGAACUGCUUUGACUAUUUUAUGCACAUGUUGUGCAUUUUUUGGAAGAUUGUGUUUGCUUUUGUCCCGCCAACUGAAUAUUGGAAUGGGUGGGCCUGCUUUAUUGUGUCCAUAUCAGUCAUUGGUUUCUUAACAGCCAUCAUUGGAGACCUUGCUUCACAUUUUGGCUGCACAGUCGGCCUAAGAGACUCUGUAACUGCAGUCGUUUUUGUCGCUCUGGGGACUUCUCUUCCUGAUACAUUUGCCAGUAAAGUUGCUGCAACCCAGGACCAAUACGCAGACGCUUGCGUGGGGAAUGUGACUGGAAGCAAUGCAGUGAAUGUGUUCUUGGGAAUUGGUUUAGCUUGGUCUGUGGCAGCCGUCUAUUGGACAGCCAAGGGUCAGGUUUUCGAAGUGGACCCUGGUUCUCUGGCCUUCUCUGUCACGCUCUUCACCAUUUUUGCCUUCUUCGCAAUGGGAGUGUUGAUGCUACGCCGGAGGCCGUCUGUAGGUGGAGAACUGGGAGGCCCACGGAUCCCCAAAAUUGUGACGUUAAUGUUUUUGUUCGGACUGUGGUUCCUUUACAUCCUCUUCUCUAGCUUGGAGGCCUAUUGCCAUAUUCAAGGCUUCUAAGAGAGCAUAGUUGGAGACAAUAUUUGCACAAAUGUAUAAGAUAUUCUCUUGAAAAAAGAGGAGACUCACUUGGAAAAAACCCACUAUCACCUGACAAACUGCUGCCAUGGUACAAAAAACACACUUGAACGGGACUCCAGUCUGAAGAAUGGGUUGUCACGGUAUAGAUCACUUUGACUAAAAAGCAUACAGUGUUACUAAAAAAGAUGGGAACAUAAUGAAUGUCUUUUAUCUAAGAUUUCAUGCGAGGUUGAUGUUUUUUCUUCAUGAUUAUUGAAUCUAUUCACACACUUUUUUUUUUCUUUUUUUUUUUUUAGAAAUUAUUGAGACAAAUGUGUAAGUAAUGCCUACUUUACAAUGUAUUUGAUUUAUUUUUAUCGUGACCUUCUGUAUUGGUUUGUUAUUCUCAAAAUGGGUCUAAGAUGUACACAACCAGUUCAUGUAUAGUGGAACAUUUUCAAGUCGGACCCGUUUAUGUCGACAAUUCGUCAAAGUCGACAAGUCAUAGUCUAGUCACGUUCUUCUUAUUGGUCGAUGUCGACAUACGGCUAUUGUCAACAUUAAAUUUGAUUUCAUUUCUAUGAAAUAUC
Messenger RNA from Nerophis lumbriciformis (worm pipefish), 3600 nucleotides. Lineage: Eukaryota; Metazoa; Chordata; Actinopteri; Syngnathiformes; Syngnathidae. The record is from RefSeq and is a predicted model, not a curated record.